This is a messenger RNA of Pseudo-nitzschia multistriata, 2576 nucleotides long. The record is from the annotation of a GenBank genome assembly. Lineage: Eukaryota; Bacillariophyta; Bacillariophyceae; Bacillariales; Bacillariaceae.
GAUAAUGCCUACUGUAUUUUCAAAGAUCGAGGACCUUCGUUGAACGACAGGCAUUAGUUCAUUAUUACCAUCAUAAACCAGUCUAAUCUGUACUUUAGUAGACUCGAAUCAAGAAUUUAAUUCAUUAUUUGCGUUGUGUUGGGUUAACCAGAUUGACGUACAAAGCUUUUCAUCAUGAUGCCCGUGCAAAAGAUCCUGUCGACUGUGGGCUGCAUCUUGCUCUUGGCCUGCAGCGGUUCUAACGCUGCUGCCCCUGCACCGAAGCGAACGAAAAAGGGAGUUCCCAAGGGAGCCGUCUCUCCACGUGGUGCCCUGGCCCACAAGGAUCAACUCCGAAAGAAGACAGUCGAAAAGAUUGAGGCAGCAAAGCGAUUGAACCGCCGCGAAAAGAAGGAAGUUGCCGAUGCCGAAAUGCAGACCUACAAGACUUUGCGCCGCGAAGGUGCCGACGAGGUAACCAACUCUGCUGAAGCACAAAUGUUGCGAAACUACCGUCUUCGCAACAAAAAGCGAAAGGGGCUUCUUCGUAAAAAGCAAACCUCCUUGGCCCAAAUCUUGUUCCCUGGAGUUUCUCCCGAAGAGUAUAAUUUUCAAGAACAAGUUUGGAUUUAUUCCGACUUAGUGGAAUCGAAGAAGACCCAAGUUCCUUAUGAAUAUUACGAUUUGCCUGGAUGCCCAUAUCAGGUCGAAUCUGGUAUUAAGAGAAGACGACGCGAGAGAAAGAACCUUGGUGCAAGAUUGCAGGGGCACGACACGAAGCCUGCUCCAUUCAAACUCUUUGCCAAACAAGACAAGGAAUGUACUCCCAUGUGUCUUGUUACUUUGGAAGGAAAAAAGCUCCGUUGGAUGAGAAAUCUGAUUCAGCGUCAGUACCGAGUUCAACUUCAGUUGGAUGGCCUACCAGUAUUGAUGAGAAGCUCGGAACUGAAUUAUGCAGUAAGGGGAUACCCCAUCGGAUUUGUUUCUGCCGCUGGUGGGACAGUAGCAAAGAGCAAGCGUAACAAUGCAGAUGUAUACCUAUACAAUCACUUAAAGUUUGCCAUUACCUACCGCACGGGCGAAGAUUUUGAUGGUAUUCGCAUCACUGGAUUCGAUGUCCACCCUGUCAGUAUUGCCCACGAUAUUCCCGAAAACAAAGCUGUGACCGAGACCGCUUCGAGUUUAUCCACUUGUAAAGGAAUGGGUGUCGAAAACGAUCCAUCUAGCUACCUAUCUCUAUCUUUUGACAAAGGAAACUCUGUGGAUGUCAUCUAUAGUUAUGAUGUUACGUGGAUUGAAAACGAUAGCUUGUUGUGGGCAGACCGUUGGGAUGUUUAUUUGGUCGGUGCACCCGAUGACGAUAUUCACUACUACUCCAUCAUCAACAGUCUCAUGAUUGUCUUGUUCAUGACUGGAGCUGUCGCAACCAUCGUCAUCCGCACUCUUCGCAAGGAUAUUGCUGGAUACAAUGAGUUGCAGACUUUAGAAGAAGCUCAAGAAGAGACUGGCUGGAAGUUGGUGCACGGGGAUGUCUUCCGCCCUCCUCAAUUCUCUCCUAUGUUGCUUUCGGCAAUGGUUGGUACAGGUGCACAGAUCGGUUGUGCUUUCGGCUUUGCUAUGCUUCUUGCCAUCUUUAAUGUGACAAACUCGAUGAGAAAGGGACAGAUUUUGACGUCUAUGAUCUUGCUCUACGUCCUUUGCGGGUCAAUUGCAGGAUUUGUGUCUUCUCGCAUUUACAAGUUCUGCGAGGCCACAAACUGGAAGAUGAAUUCCAUCGCGACUGCGACUGGUUUACCAGCUGUAUUUGUCGGCAUGUUUACCCUUUUGAACAUCUUUUUGAGUUUUGCCGGGGCUGCCACCGCCGUUAGCUUUUUGACCAUCCUGGUUCUCUUCUUGCUUUGGGUCACCAUCUCUGCGCCUAUGGUCUUUGUUGGAGCAUUUAUUGGACUCAAGGCACCAACCAUUGAAGUUCCUACCAAAACAAAACAAAUUGCUCGUGUCAUCCCUGAGGCUCCUAUCCACAUGAAUAGUGGUGUUAUGAUGUUGAUGGGAGGUGUCCUUCCCUUCGGAUCCGUUUGCAUCGAACUGGCAUUCAUCAUGUCGGCGCUCUGGCUUCACCAAAUUUACUACGUCAUGGGAUUUCUUUUAGCCGUUUUGGGGAUUUUGGCAGCCACUUGUGCUCAAGUAAGCAUUGUAUUGUGCUACUUGCAGCUCUGCGCCGAAGAUCACCGUUGGUGGUGGAAGUCCUUUAACAACUGCGCUAUGGCUGGGAUUUACUUGUUCCUCUACAGUCUCUGGUUCUUGUCGAGCCGAUUGGACUUGGUAGGAAUGUUGCCCGUUAUUGUUUACUUGACAUACAUGUCAAUGAUAUCCAUUUGCUUCGGACUUUUCUGCGGAGCUGUUGGCUUCAUGUCCAGUUUCUGGUUCACCCGUACGAUUUACGGACAGGUCAAGGUGGAUUAGACGUGCCGCCGUUUGUGAGUGCUUGGCCGCUAUGCGACGACGAAGCUCUAGCUGUUGCCGCCGGCACGCUAAUUUCACUUUUCGAGAGAGCAAAUGUCUCAAAAAAUAGUAACGAAUCAAUAAAAUACGAUCUG